AUGCUACAGGUCGCGCAGAGCGCAUGCUCGGGCGCAUGCGCGGGGCCCAGUUUUACUCCCUCUCUCAGGCGACACGAAGUAGCGGACAUCUCAUUCGGCUUCGACCUCGGCCUCGAGAGCCCCGACGCCGCCGCCGCCGCCGCCGGUGGUUCUCCGCCGCGCCUGCCGCCGGGACCCCAGCAGCGCACGACGCCCAACUCGUCGGCCAAGAGGCGCCGCCUGAACAGCUCGCAGCCCCAGGAGCAGCUCGGCUCCGCCGCGCCCGUGCCCGGCUCCGGCGGCACGCGUUCGCAGCCGCGCCGCGCGGCCAAGAGCAGCAGCCCCUACGACAUACCCGAGUUCAGCGAGGAGGAGAGCGCGGGCGCGAGGGCGGCGGGCGCUGCGCCCGCGGCGACGGGGCCGAGCCCUAGGCUGGGAGGCCUGACGCCGCGGCAGGCGGGGGUGCUGGUCGAGGAGGUGGGCGAGAGCCCCGCGGACGCGCCGGGGAGCGGGUCGCGGAGGAGGGUGCGCAUCAGCGGCGCGGCGUCCCAGAGCGCGGCGCUGCAGAGUGUCAUCGGCGGGAGUGGAGGGCGGCUCGGCGGCCAUGACGACGACGACGAAGAUCCCGUGGCUGUGUCUUCACCGCUGACCCGUAUGUCGAGGAGGAGCGAAGCGGCGUCCGCGAGGUCGGGGCGGACGAAUCUACGGAGGGUGACGCGUGUGUCGCCUACGGCCGGGGAGGAAGUGGAUGAGCUGUCCCCCGUCAGCGCCGCGGCGGAAGCACCACAUCAGGAUGGCGGAUCAUCACCUCCACUCGGGAGGCCAUCUGCGCGAAAGAGCGCCCAGGCAGCACAGUCGGCGGCGAGAUCAGCAGCGAGGAGACAGCCCCGAAGCCCUGCAGACCAGGGCGAGAUUGACGAGCUCUCACCGACAGCAUCUGUCGAAGCAGCAGCGCAAGUCCCGUCGUCAUCGCCGCUUGUACAGCGGUCAAGACGGCAAGGCCGCCCUGCCUCAGAAACCUCGGUGCGUUCGAGCACCAGGAAAAGCACGAGGCCGGCUGCACAAGCCGUAUCCGAGCCGGAUGAACUAUCGCCGGACCAGCCAGCAAAAGCGAAGCGAGGCCGGCCUCGCAAGAGCCAGGAAGAGCCCCCUCCUCAGCAGCAAGAGCCCGAAGAACCCGAAGAGGCGGAAGAGAUCGGCGAGAAGGAGGCUGCUGCGCGUCUGGGUCGGAAGAGGCCUCGCCGUAGCCUGCACGAGCCCUCGCCCGAGUUGGGUUCUCAGCCUAACAACGAGGAGCCAACUCCGGGCCCGAAGAGCCGCCGCAGGCAGGCAAAGCCCAGCCCCGCAAAGCAGAAACAGCCACAACAACAGAACCAGCGGCAAAGGAAGGGCGAAGGCAAGGCGCAAUCGCGGAAACGCAAGGCUGUCGAGGUCGAAGCUGGCGAGCCCGUCCCGGUGCAGGUACAAAGGUUCACGAGGAAGAUCCAUACGGCCGAGAACGACACGGACACGGACAUCCUGGCGGCGGACAUUCCUUACUCCAACCGUGCUGGCGUCAACGCCGUUGAUGUGCUCUCGCAGAUGUGCGAGGAGAUCAUCGACAUGACCCUCGAGAAGCUGCACGAGAACGCCGUCAACGCGGAGGACGCCGCGACGAAGCGGGAGUUCAGGGUCAAGCUCCGGGCGGUGGAGGCCUUCCAGGAGGAGUUGAGGACUCGACUCCUCGAGCAUACGAUCGCCCUGGAUACGCUGCAUGCGCUUAGGAAGCGCGUGCGGGCUGCCCAGAAGGACAAACUGGCUCUACGGGACGAGAUUCUGCGCAUCAGGGCCGAGCGCGAGCAGGUCGCGCUACGCAUGGACGCCACGAGGAUGCGGCAUGAAGCAGAGCGGAAAGAGGCACUGCAUCAUAUCGAACUGUCUUCUACCAUGCACGACAUCGACCUCGUCGUGGAGAAGGGCCAGGCGGCGCCGGAGCUGGCCCCGGCGGAGCUGAAAGUGGCGGAGCUGAACAACCUGGAGCUGUUGAUCAGCAGGGUGGCAGAUCAGGCGUGUAGCAAGAGCGAUGGUGGCGGCGUGUUGGGGCAUCUCAGGGGCUUCAACGAGUUCCUCGAGAGGGCGGCUGCUGUGCUGGAGGGCCGAUGA
Messenger RNA from Thyridium curvatum, 2121 nucleotides. RefSeq lists its product as uncharacterized. The coding region runs from base 1 to 2121 and encodes 706 amino acids. The transcript has 4 exons. NCBI's taxonomy places the organism in Eukaryota, Fungi, Ascomycota, Sordariomycetes, Thyridiales, Thyridiaceae. The record is from RefSeq and is a predicted model, not a curated record.